This is a messenger RNA of Dendroctonus ponderosae (mountain pine beetle), 1422 nucleotides long. Its product is annotated as spore wall protein 2. The record is from RefSeq and is a predicted model, not a curated record. The transcript has 6 exons. The coding region runs from base 321 to 1016 and encodes 231 amino acids. Lineage: Eukaryota; Metazoa; Arthropoda; Insecta; Coleoptera; Curculionidae.
AAUUAUUUCUUUCAGUAUUACAAGAAAGCUGUGCAACUCGACUUAUUAUCUAACUUCAAAAAAAACCGCAUCGAAUCGCUGAUUUUCCCUACCCAACAUCAUGGUCUCAAACACGAAAAAAUAGUUUAUAAGAGACCGAUUUUUGUAAUUACUUCUUUGUAGUAAAAGAAGAACUAGAAGAACAAUAUCGGUACUAAGUGGAGUUUUUUACACUUAUUUUGGUCAAUUUUUGACCUCAAAGUGAUUUUUGGAUAUUCGGCUUUAUUUAAACAACUGUUAAUUACGCGAUAAAUUUCCUACACCAGGACUGGAAAUUCGCUAUGCUGAAGUAUUUCACUUGCGUCACGUUAUUGGCGAUUGGUGCUUUCGGCACUCCCAUCAAAGAUGAAUUGAUGUUCGAAGGACCAGGAGACACAGCAACUGUAGAAAGUACAGUAAGAGAAGCCAGAGCAGCUCCAAACCAUAUUGGAGAUUUACUACAGCCAGGUGUUAAAGACGCUUUCCUAUACGUGUAUGGUGAUGCAGAAAAUGACGAUGGAGAUGUGCAUGGUUAUUCCAAGCGAAUGAAUGACAAAGGACAGGACGGUUAUAAGCAUCUCGACAGCUUCCACAAAAGGGACGGUGACAAAUAUGGCUAUGAAAAGCAUUCAGAGUAUGGACAGGAACACAAGUCAAAGAUAGACAAUGAAAAUGAGAAGGGUAUCAAACAAGCCCAGAAAGAAGCUGGUGGAGGAGAUGGAAAUGGUGAGGAGUCUAAAAGCUUUUACUCAAUCUUUGGCGAAUCUGAUAAAGACGAUAAGAAACAGGCCAAAAAGAAUGUAGAAGCAGAAUUCAACUACUAUGGUGGAAACGGAGACAGUGGAAGCAGCUCCUACGGUGGAAGCUCUGAAAAAGCUGAGAAGGAUGGAGAAGGUUCAGAAUCAUCGAUAGGUGAUGAUGGUGAAGGAGAAUCAUAUGAAGAAUCGGAGGAAAGUGGAGAGGGAGGCGAAGAAGGCAACGACGAGGAAGAAUAUUAAAUCUUAAGCUAUAAAACAUUAUGAAACCAAAUAUGCUCUACAAUCUUUAGUGUUCAGCUUCCUUCAUUUAUCUCCAGCUAGUUUUUAGCCCACUGUAUUCCUACUACCUACCUGAAAGUAAUUAUAAUUUUCUUAGCCUCUGUACUUUCCAUUACUGAAACUUUAUGUUUACUAUUUCUCUCUGAUCUCUAUUUAUUUCUACUUCUCAUCUAUGCCUGGAAAUUAAUGAUAGUCUUUUAGAAGUACCUGGUGCCUUAACUUAUUUAUUUAUUUACAUCUUUUUUCAUUUUUCUAUGAUAUGUUCCAGUUGUUGUUACCUUUCGAUAUCUAUUUGCUAAUUUUCCACUUUUUAUACUCUUGUUAUAUACAACUUGUUAAACGGUAAUAUAGGGUGGUUUACAACACA